AUGACGGUUCCUGCUUGGAAGAGGCACGACGGUAAUUUGCCACGACCUGGACAUCAAGGAGAAUCUUCUUCUUCGACAUCGAAAAUGUCUGCAACUGCUCGUGGCGUCCCUUCUAGUAAGCCCCUUGUCGUUAAUCUUUCACCCAACGAGGAGGCAGCAUGGUUGGCGAAAGAGACGCAGAGAAGACGGGGCGAGAGGUGGAAACAGCUGCGACAAGUGGAGAAGCAGAAGGCGGAGCAAACGAGAAAGGCGAAUGCCGAGAAAGAGAAUAGACAGAAGAUGGGUACUAGUCUCGACGUCGAAACGUUACACUUUUUAGAGGUUUGCCUAGUGAUCAUUAUCUAUCAUUCACAAUGAGACAUUGCUGAUGCUCUAGCUCAAGCUCAACUGAUUCGAAAACAAAAACUACCUUUGAUGCAAAAAUAUAACAAAAAACAUUUCAUCGAGUUUGUUUUUUCACAGCACAACCAACUUCUUACUACGCUCAGGUGAAACCCAAGAGCAGAAACUCCUCCGCCUCGCAGAAGCACGAGAAGAGCUCUCGAAAUUACAGGCUUUGCACGAGUCUGUCCUUACUGCUACUGUGCCAGACGAACAAGUAGGGGAUCAAUCAGUGAAUGUGAACAAAGACAAAGGAACAAGUAUGGUCGACUUGCUGAUGACAUCUUCAUGUUCAACAACGUCACCUAGAGGCAUAGCGGAGCAGCUCAUCGAUCCGCUUGGAGUGUCGAGUUAUUUAUGCCUGGUCAAAGACUAGAACUCUACUAUUAUUUAAAUUUACGUAUCAUGAAAAGAAUUCCCCCACCCGCCACCUCCGUUCUUCAUAUCCCAGCAACGCUCUCAACGGUUCUCGCGCCGCUCAGAGCAAAGAUACCUCCCUAUCCGCAGCUUGGGCAAGCAAGAAAUCUAGUUGCGAUACCCUGCCGAACACGGUGUAUGGCAAGGGCUUUCUCAGAUCAGAGGAACUGCGAGAAGCUAAGCAAGUGCAAGAGUUUGUAGACGCUUAUAGACGAGACCAGCGCGAGAAGGAUACGAAAGUCAGGUUUCAGAUAGCAUAUGAGAAGCAGGUGUUAGAUGCGAAGAAACAGAGGGAAGCAUCGCAGCAGCGAUUGCAACAAGCGAAGGAGAAGUUAUGAUUGGAGUGAAGAUCGUUAUCGCAAUGAGAAUGAAGAUAUUACUUAAUUUAUUUGAUAGGUGUUGUUAUAGAGGAUGAACUAGACUGUGAAUUCUUGCAGGUGAUGUCGUAAAUGAUAAUGAAUUUACAGUACAGAUUUUCAGAUAUCUACUUCUAGAAGAUCCAUUACCGUUUUCCUUCCCGUUCCACCCUCGGUUCAUACCCCAUCGACUCCGUGAACACCAGACGCCUGCAAGAAUUGCGUGCCAAAGCAGCAAGAAAGAAACAACAGGAGACUACGAUGCUAGGAGAAAAAGCGGACAAGAUCGUGAUGUGUCAAAACACUAGUGGUUACGUCGAUUGGUCACAAACCCGUUUCCAUGUUGUCCGGAAUACUGACGAUUUACAAGAAGAACUCGUCAGUACGGUUGCAAGUAAACGAGCUGCACUAGGUAAUAGCAGCACUGGCGGAUUCGGCAACAGCAGCAACAAUAUGCUUGGUACUAGUUCGUCGUCAACCGGUGGCGCGGCUUUUGCAUACUAUGGUGGAGCAGGAAGUGCAGCUAGCGGACAUUUGCAGAGGAGCAGUCGUGGAUCACCUGGUGCCCUGGAUUCUGCAGAUGCGCAAGCAAUUUUGAGAGGUACUACCACUGCGUCUGUUCUGUAGUCGUGUAGCGGUUUUGCUGCUUUCCAUUUUGGCUCAAGAGGGUGGCUGCUUACUUUCUCUGACUUCCUUCGGCGUUUCCCUCGAUCCGUCCACGAAAUAGCGCCGGGCAACUCGUCCCGCGAGGCGGCCCGUGCCUGUUCCACUCCGAAGGCCGCCCCCGCAGCAGCGCCAGCGACCCGCGGCGGCCCCCGCGCUGCGGUCUGGGUCUCCCCGCCUCAGAAGAGAGGUGGGGGGAAAGAAUGGCGGCAAACGGCGGGCAAGAUAGAAGGCAGGCACCCAGGGCGGGCGGGGGCCUCUGGGUGGUGGUGGUGAGCGGUUUGGAUGUGGGGCAAUCGCAUCCACCGACAGCAGCCAGGCUGAGGGCCGAGGCGGUCUUGUCUCGCUUUCUUUCAGCGGCUCAGGUGAGCAUGCUAACGCGAUGGAACAAAAGGCGCGCGCGCGAUCAUCAGGACGACAUGGCGCGGCGUGUGAGCGCCAGGACAUACGUGCGGCGCACCGAAGGAAAGGAGACGACUGGCGAAGCCUCUAACAUUGGCCAGCGAGUAACCACCGGAGCGCCGACAGUCGCCACCUGUUGCCCCUCAUCCUCUGAACGCUCUGACUUUUCAGCAGCUAAGUUCGGCACAAGGGUGGCCUCGACGUGUGGGUGUGAUGUCGUUAAAGGUCUGCGGAGGGCGGUGCUUGGUCUAUCUAUUUAUGGGACCAUCGCAGCCAUCUCAUCGGGGAGAGGCUCUCGACCUCGGGCUUGAUCGUUGGGCGUCGCCAGGCGUCACGAAGUAAGUUGAGCGGAUGCGCGCGCUGGCUGGCUUAGUGGUUGGCCUUUGGAACGGGUUGGCGCUGCUGUGGCUGAGCAAGAUCAGACGCUGGUGCGGCUGCGGCGCUUUCUAGUGCGUGGCUGAAUAUGGCAGGCAGGUGCGCCAAAGAAAUCACUCACAAAGGAAGGAGCAGGCGGCGAGGCUACCCGCGCUCUUAUUGUGGGAAGGUCCUCGGCCUCUUCUUCAUGGCGUGGCGUGAGUGUUCGCGGUUCUUGCUUGUUUGCGUCUUCCGCAUUUUCUUAGAAUCAGUCAGAUUCAGAUGGUGAAUAAAGUCAGAAUCGAACGAUGUUCGUUUUUCGCACACAUACAUUAAGAAAUGGCCAAGGAUGCAACUAGCAUCAAAAUCUUCAUCAAGCAAUCCAGAAAAAAUCCAUUCAAUGAACAUCAAGAAAUCACUUGCAACUACUACAGAGCGAGCUGCAGCCAGAGGCAAAGAGGCUUUGAAACGCAUGCGAGCAGAGGAGCAGCGGAAGGCGGCUAUAGAAGCCGCAGAGCAACAAAAAGCGUUCAAACGGCAAGCUAGCGUGGAGAGGAUACGAUACAAACAGACGAGAGGUAGUUCGAAAUCUAAUACAAUUCGUAGUACUAUAUUGCGAUGUCAGUGACUGAGUUGUUCAUACAUAGAACAAACAGACGUCGAAAUGUUGAUAUCACAAGAAAAUACCGAAAUGCAAAUGAGAACGACAACUACGACUACGAGUUCUUCUUCUUCGGAUGAAGCAACUCAAAACUACCUUUCAGGAACGCGCAUACCCGCAGUAGGCAUACCACAGACUGCUCCAGCGAGGCGAUCUGCCAGUGCAGCGCCACAGCGGUACAUUUUUCAUGUGAGAAUACUGUAUGACGCAAGUGCAUGGUCUUUCUUGUCAUUACGUGACUGAGAAGUGUACAGGAACGGGUAUUUACUUAGGUGGAAAUAAAAAUGGGCACAAUUCAGAUUUUUCUACUCCUGCAUGCUCCAGGUAUAUUAUCAAAUAACUCUCUAUUCAUUGUUCUCUCAGACCCAGCGGGCCCUCAGCAGCAGCGAGGCAGACUUUAUCUGCCAACAACAUGAAGAAUUCCGCUAUUCCCGCAUCACGGAGUGUUGGAUACAGUCAGCAGGAUGCUCCUCGUGAAGGUGCUACGAGGAGCACUACGUCUGCAUCUAGAAGAGGAGCCUCCCCGAACCUCUCUAUGGCAGCCCAGAGUGAGAUACCACCAGCCUCCGAAAACGAAAUGGGCGUGCCAGAGGCCUCUUUUGCCAGUCAUGUCGUGCACAUGGAAUCUACUACUUCCUCUAAGAUGAACAACAACAAUUUCUACAACCCAUAUGCUUUCAACCCUUCAUCCAGGGUGAAGGUGAACGGUGAUGGACAACAGGAGCAAGAACAUUUUCAUGAUGAAGAGGACCAAGUAGAAGAAGAAGACGAUGAAGACUACAAUCCUUAUGUUAAGGCUCAGCUUUCAAUGGUCAUUGGGGGUUGGUCACUGAGAUCGAAGAGGCGACCCCUUGAGAGAACAGGGGAAAACGAAGGGAAAGGGGAGAGCUUUGAAGAGGGUCACUUCCGUUCAGAGUCAGUGACCAUUGAAGGCUGGGCUUUAAUCAUGCUUCUCCUGGGAAGACAGGCAGCGCUAUGAACAUACCAGCAAGUGGAGCAGCACCAGCAAGCUGCCGCAGCUUGGAUUACAGUGCCAUGAGCGCGCAGCAUCCUGCGUUGGGGACUAGUGUAUUGGAUGAAGGAGCUACAGGAGGACAAUCCGAAGAUAUUAAGAUGGCAGAAACCAGUGCAAUUCUGAAAGAAAACGACAAGGUCAUUCGUGACAUCAGAGACAACCUAUUGAAGAGAACGGGUUUGGAUAUUCUUCAAGCAACGUCUGCUGGAGGAGACGGCGUUGUGGAGCAUGAAGCAGAUGAUUUUAUAGGAAAUGAAGAAGAACUAGAACAAGGAAGACCUCCAAACAAGAACACUUCUGCUAGUGCUAACAAGAACAUGCUGUUCUACAGUGGCGUUUCCGAUCAGGAAGAGGCUCAGGCUCAACAGGAAGAAGUAUCGUUCUCUUCUUCUAAGAUCAAGCAGUCUUCGCGCAGUAAUAGAACACAAAUGAUGAAGGAGACCAAAACAACCGCUGCUAGCGCUAGUGCCUCUUCGAAGAACAGAUCACGUACCGGAAGUACGACCAGUCUGUCAACCAGCAUCGUCGACAGCAAAUUGAUGGGUGGUCUUGCAGCACUGAGUAAGCACCAGGACAAUGAUCAUAGUGCUUCUACUUCUAGCAUCCCGAGAGUGGACGCUGUUUUACAGCAAGGCAAGGAACGCAUCGAGAGUGCGCUGAGGAACUCGACAGAAUUCUUACAGAGGUCAACUACAGGUAAGGCUACAAUAAAUAUAUAUCCAUCUAUCUAUCUAUCUCUAUGUAUAAUGUACGUAUCUUCGAUUGAUUGACUGAUUCAAUAUAUCCAUCUUUCCAACAAGCAUCCCGCUCCCGUUUCUCAAGGAAAAACGGGCACCAAGGUGCUCAGCAAGAUGGAUUUAGUCAGCGUCUAAGCCAGGUGGAUCAUCAUCAACAACAAGGGAAGGCGCUGCUGGAGUUUCCGAAGUCCGUAGGUCCAUGCGCGGGUCUAUACUUGGUGGUGGUUCGACCGCUUCCAUGCCGCAAUCGUUGAGGAAUAGUCUCGAUAGCAAACACUUUGACGAUGUGAUGAAGCAGUCAUCUGGCCCUGGCGGAGCCACUGCAGCAGGCCUAUCUCCUGAAGCCAGCAAAUUCAUCGCGGAAGCUUUCCGCGAUGGGGAAAAAAUAGUCCCAGAAACGGGUGUCGUGUCCAAAAGCGUCCUCCACAACAUCUUCUUUGAGCCUCUAGUCAGCGACUGGUCGCUUGGCGAUGAACGCUGCAAAGAAGAGAUCAUUGUCAGGGAUCGAGGGAGUAGGAAAAUACCGAUUGAAGUAGAGGAUCACGAUCAGCAAGAAGAAGUGGAAAUGGAAGAAGAUCAACUUCUAGAAGAAGAAGUUGAUGUUCAUGAUGUCGAGAAAGUAUUCCCCGGUUCUAGCAUGCCAGCGGUUGUGCCGCAGCCUGCAAUCAAUAAGGACUUGCCUUUCGAGAUGUCCUCAUCAAGUUCGCGAACAGGAGUUGUCAAAAACAUCAAAGGACCGCCUCCUCGAAGUACUUCUCGCUCUCCAACAUCCAAUUCCAAUAAAGCAGGAGCUAGUCUUGCUCCAAUGAGAAGUGCUGGUGAAGGAAUGGUAGCCACGAAUUUGCUUUUGGCGCCAGAUACGGAUCGAAGUUUGUCUUCUUCGUUUUCGUUUUCGAGACUGGCAGAAGGUCACUCAGCUGGUGCUCCUCCUACAGGAGGUGACAUGGAUGACGACGCUUUCAACAGUUUUCUAGACCGCCACACCGAGAACGAUGCUGCGAAAUUUGUCCCCUCUGCGCGAAGCAGCCGGCCACUUGGUUAAGGCUGAAAUAGAGCUUGAAGGUGGAGGUUUACUUGCUUUUGGAUCAUACAUUUGAGUACAAUCUACCACUACUGUAUGGUUCUGGUAUUUGGUAACCUGAAUUUGAUCCUAAGGGUUCUCUUCUUGUUUCCCUUAUGAUCAAACUCAGGCUACCAAAUACCGGAACCAUUCAACUACUUAGAGUGAUACACAACGCGAUGGACUGCCAGUGCUGGCGACUCAGGUCUUGUAGAGAAGUUCUACCUGCUCUAACAAAGGAGAAGAAAGAUCCAGGACUUGUCGACACUGACGGCUGAGUUGGAUUCUCUCUGCGCGGACCUGAGUGUCGUGGGAUUGUGAGGUCUUGCUUUUUUUACCUUCUUAGAGUUCCAAUAGAUUCAAUCUUACUUUUAUCCAGUUUGUUAUCGGAGGUAUCUUCUACUUAGUAUUUGGGUGAAAGUCAACAUCAAAGUGAAAGUCCUCAUCAGAAGUUGUAUAUUUAUACAUAGGUACAUUAAAAAUUAUGGGUGUAUGUUCUCAGGAGGUUGAAGUUUGUAACUAAUCACAAUACGAAUAUUACUAGUAUUUAGCAGAUGUUGAUGUUGUUUCCAAUUCCAGUUUCCACUUGACGUUGAAAAUUUACAACAAGAGGAAGAGGGUCGAUGAACUAGUAGUAUUUCAUCAAGAAAUUAAUCUAAGUGUGUUUUUAUGAAAUUGUGGGGGGGCACAAAUAUUGCUUCAAAUGAAAUCCACCCUGAUAUUAGGAGGGUACCAGUAGAUGAAGAAGUUUUUUUUUGAAAGAGGUCUCAAGGUUUCAUUUCAAGUUUAGCCAGCUUGUUGGUGAUACUGGCUCCUUAAAAUCAAAAUAUUCAAAACCAUCGUUAUAAUAUGCUGCUUUCAGGGAAUGUACUCGAGCCGCUUCAUUGCCUGGGCAGUGAACUGGAUGAUGAAGAUGAUGAUCGCAAAAGAAAAUCAUAUUGUUUUUUUUUGAACUUUGUUCUUGAUUUUGAUAAGUUUCUCCUGGAAGUAAUUGGAAAAAUGAAACUGUGGCAUCUGAU
Messenger RNA from Amoebophrya sp. A25, 7065 nucleotides. NCBI's taxonomy places the organism in Eukaryota, Dinophyceae, Syndiniales, Amoebophryaceae. The record is from the annotation of a GenBank genome assembly.